Papilio polytes (common Mormon) is the source of this 4696-nucleotide messenger RNA. RefSeq names its product RNA-binding protein 27 (gene swm). Bases 188 to 3112 code for a protein of 974 amino acids. Gene Ontology annotation, biological process: mRNA processing. The transcript is spliced from 24 exons. The record is from RefSeq and is a predicted model, not a curated record. Gene Ontology annotation, molecular function: RNA binding; metal ion binding. Gene Ontology annotation, cellular component: nucleus. NCBI's taxonomy places the organism in Eukaryota, Metazoa, Arthropoda, Insecta, Lepidoptera, Papilionidae.
UACGUAGCAAGCAAAAAUAGCAAGACCAAAAAAAAGUAAUCUAGAAAAGUGCGAAAAGAGACGUGAAGUGUUACGAUACUGUCGAUUAUUUUCAGGUUUUGUGAUUGUGAAAACUAUUUAAUUUUGCAAGUUUAUGAAAAUACUUUAUAUGGAUUGUCGUGUGUAACGCAAAUAUAUUGUACGCGAAAUGAUUAUUGAAAACCCAGACGCUUUCAAAUCAUGGUUGACGUCCAUAUUGGAACCCCUUUGCGAUGCGGAUCCCGCAGCAUUGGCAAAGUAUGUGUAUGCGUUAGUGAAGAAGGAUAAGCCAUUGGAUGAGCUCCGAGAAGGCAUGCUUGACCAACUAGAUGUUUUCCUGCAACAGGAGACAAAGCCAUUUGUAGACAUGCUGUUCAAGUCAUUGGAGAGCCUGGAGUACUUGAAAAGCAACCCGGAGAAGCCUCCCAGUCCUCAGCUUGAUGCUAAAGAGAAUGAAAAACCUUUAGAUGUGGAAGAGCAACCGGCUUGCGCUACGACGGCCUCCGCGCCGGGGGCGAAGUCCCCUGCGGGUGCGAGUGCGGGGGCGGCGGCGCCCGCGCUGGCCGCGGAGGCGCCGCGUCACCGCCUCGUGGUGCCGCGGGCGCGCGGACCACAUCAGGAGCAGACCCUUGUUAAGGUGAUGCCUUUGACGGAAUUACUAGAAGAACCAUUAUUGGAUCAACCGCCGCGGAGACGAGAUCGUAGAAGUGAUUCUCUCCGUGACAAGGAGGAGCGACGUCGGCGUCGUUCCCGGUCGUGGGAGCGGCGUGCGCGGCCGCGGCGGCACGUGCGCGAGCCCGAGCACGCCGCGCACGCGCCGCACCUCGCACACGUGCCGCACGUGCCCCACGUGCCACACGCACCACACGCACCACACGCCAAUGACGCACGGAGGUACGACAGGAGACGAGCCCUGUCGCGGUCCCCGUCGCCGCGCGGCCGCUACAGGAACAGAAGUCCGCCGCCGGCGCUCCUUGAGAGACAGCCGACCAGGUCUAGAUCAAGGUCACCAGUGCCACUCCGGGAUAGAGAUUACGAUCGGGAAAGAGAAAGACUGCGCAUUCCCCGCGAGAUGGAGAGAGACAGAAUGUCGAGGGACCGCGAACACAGAGAUAGAGUGUCCAGAUCCAGAGAUAGGGAUCGGUCACGUGAUAGGUCCCGCGACAGGUCCCGCGGCUCCACCUCGCCCCGGCUAGAGGUACCUGAUGCCUACAAGAGACGCUGUAGAGACUAUGACGAAAAAGGUUACUGCAUGCGCGGCGACUUCUGUGAGUGGGAUCACGGCACCGACCCCCUCGUGCUGGAGGACGCCACGCUAUCCAGAGUGCUGCCCAUACAGCCGCCAGUGCCCGAGUAUAAUCCACUAACACCGGACAUCUGGUGCGGUGCGGGUUUCCCUCCAUUCGGUGCGCACGCGCACGCGCACGCUCUGCCGCACCACGCGCUGCCGCCGCCGCACGCGCCGCACGCCGCGCUCGCCGCACACGCCGCGCACGCUGCGCACGCGCCGCACCCGCCCAGGGAGCUCGUGCCCAUACCCAGAGUGCGUCAUGAGAACCGAACGGAGGCGAGGGCAGAGCCCCGCAACGACGUGAGGACGGAGGCGCCGCCUGCGCCUAGACAUGAACGACCACCGCCAAAGAAGAACUUUGAUUACCACCGUUUGGGAGCUCGUGCGCCCCUGGCGGGCAACGCGGGCAACUGCUCGCUGGAGGUGAAGAAGGUGCCGCGCGGACUGAACGACAUCACACAUCUCAACAACCAUUUCAGCAAAUUCGGAAAAAUCGUUAACAUACAAGUGAGUUUCGAAGGCGACCCCGAGGCGGCGCUUAUAACGUUUUCCAACCCGACUGAGGCUAACGUCGCCUACAAGAGCACUGAGGCUGUGCUUAACAACAGGUUCAUCAAGGUCUUCUGGCACAACCCAGAGAACAAGCAGGAGAACAUGGCGCCGAGCGGCGGGCAUGCCGGCGGACAGGCUGGCAAGCAAGCAGACAGACAGAACUCGCAUCACCCCAUGUCGCACAACAAGGUGCUCAUUAACAGGGACAACAUCAAGGCCACCGCCGACAACAAGCACGCGACACAACCUGAAAAGCCUAAAGAGAUAACGAACGGUCAAGAACCAAAGAAGGAAGCAGUGAAGCCUAUAGAGAAGAACAAGCAGUUGCUGGACGUACAGAAGCGUUGCCAGGCGCUGCUGCAGACGCAGCUGCAGCAGCAGCGGCUGCUCAUACAGCGCCUGGAAUCCGGCAACGUGAGCGCGGCGCAGAAGCCGGUGCUGCUGGAGGCCAUCAACUCUGCGCAGGAGGCGAUAGAGAAGCUGCGGAACGAGCUCAACUUCACCAUGAAGCAGUUACAGGAAGAGAGCGUGGCGCGGUCGAUGUCGCGGCUGCAGCUCGCACAGGUGAAGAAGCCGAAGACGCGGGAGGAGGCGCAGAAGGAGAUCCUGGACGCUGAACUUGACAUGUUCACUAAGCAACAGGAGGGCCAGGAUGUGACGGAGCUGCUGAAGAGGAUCGCGGAGCUGCGGCGGCAGAUGGCGCUGCAGUUCCCCACGCAUCCUGUCAUCAGGAGGGGACAUUCUAGGGGUGGUAGGUUCACUAGCAGCCGGUUCGUGCGUGGCGGUAUGGGCGGUGUGGGCGGGGCGGGUGGUGUGGGUGGUGUUGGUGGCGCGGGCAAGGCCUUCAGCGUCAACCAGAGCAUCGACCACCGGCCGCGGGCGUUGCUCGUCUCCGGCUUCGAGCCUGACGAGCUGGACACGCUACUCGCGCACUUUGCGCAAUUCGGCGAGGUGACGGGCAAGGAGGUGAACCUGGCGGUGCCGGAGCUGGUGCUGCAGUUCCGCGCGCGCGCCAUGGCCGAGCUGGCGCUGCAGCGCGCGCGACACUACAACGACCGCACUCUCUCCAUAACGUGGGUAACGAAUAACAAGCCGAUAGGAGCGAGCCAGCCCGCGCCGCAGGUGCAGAACGGAGACACGACAGUCGAUGAACCUAAGGAGAACGAGAAGCAUCAGAACGAGGAGACGCUGCUGCGCUUCGACGAGGAGGAGGAGGAGGAUGCAGAGGAGGAUCGCUCCUGGAGACGUUGACGCCGCGCCGGCCGCUAGCGGCGGCUCCCGCGUCAUCUCGCGUCACGCUGACACGCUGCGUCACGUCGCGUCACGCUACGUCACGCUACGUCACGCUGCGUCACGUCACUUGUAUAUACACGUAGCUUUGUACAGCGGCGUAGCGUUCGAUAGCAAUAUAACUGUUAUUUAACUACAUAUCUAUUUUACAGCGAGUUCUCGUUCACAAAACGUGUCUUACAUGUUUCUAUGUAAAUGUUUUGUCAGUGAAAACUCUGAUAGGUUUAUUAUAAUGUGCUGUUAACACCAAUUAUGUAUACAAUAUAAUCCGAGUAACUAAAUUUAAUCAUUCGUAUAACAUCUUUACAAUUUUUACGUAUUUUAAUAUAUAGCGGUUAACGUAUUUGGGUUUUUAGAUGUAAUAAGUUACGGUUAAGUUGUGGGGACGCGUGCUUUGUAGGGAGGGUGCUUAGGUCGCGCUGGAAGCCUUUACGAUGUUAUCUUAUGUCACUAGUUACAUAUGUAGUUAUGUGUAAGGUAAUUGUUCAGAAUUAGAUGAUAGCUUAUGUAUUGAUUCAAUUGGUUUAUUAUCGGUUUCAUAUUAUUUAAAAGACGGAAAUAACGUAUUAAUACAUAUAAAUAUAGAAUCCGAUUAUUUUAAAGUUGUUUGAUUUCUUGUAAAGUGCCUUUAGAGAAAUAAACUGUUUACAAUAUCGAUUAAUUCUGAACAAUAAUAAGUAAAUAAUUUCUAAAUAAUUAAAAAGUAUAGCUUAGUUACGCUGUUCUCUGAACAUUACCUCGUUGGAAGCAAUAAAUAGAUGGUAGGUGUUAUGUACUAAGUUAUGUACUUAGCAACUUAGCAUCUAAGUAUGACGGUUAAGUAUAGUAAAGUCAUCAAGUUAUCGUUAAUUUCGUGUCACAGACAAGGUAUCGCGUUCGCGGAAGUUUUAAAUGCCUUAAUCAAUAGUUUUACGGUUGCAUUGACAGUUUUACGGCGACAUGGGAAAAUUGACGUUAAAUAUCGUUGGUAGGGGAAAAUCCUUUUUUUUACGUCUCUUCGAUUUUCAUUUUAGAACUUCGAACUUAAAAUUAUUUUACUAUGAAAAAAUAGUUUCUCUGUUUUUUUUAAAUAACUCAAAAUCUGUAUAUAUCUUGAAAAAUACAAUUCCAAUUAUACGUAUGUUAAAUUGACAUUACAAAUUUUAAAGCUUUAUUUGACGUCAGUUUUUCUAAUGUCUAGUCGGCUCAUUAGUAUAACAAUUUGUAAUUAAUCGAGCAACGCCGCGUGUCAACGUUAUCUUAAUCGGAUAUAUAGACUGAUAGAUGUACAAAAUUCUACAUGAAAUCAAGUAAAAUGUAAUAUUUGUAAGAUAUAACUUAAGUAAAGGCGUUCCCUUGUCUCCUCGAUUAUAACUUAUGCAAAAACAUCUUUAAUACGUCAAAACGGUACUUCAAUUGAGUAUAUAACCGUGGGCUUUCACUGUACUAGUACAGAUACAUUGUUUCACAAUUUUAAGUAUGAAUAAGUGAGAUUUUUUUAUAACAUAAGUUGGCAAACGAGCAAGCGGCCACAUGAAUCCACCUAAAUGGAAAGCAACUGCUGCC